UACUUGUCGCUGAUAUAGCGGAAGUCUUUCCCUAGUUCCGGUCUCUAUCGUAUCGGCCGCUGGGCAAGAUGACGAAGGGAACAUCGUCAUUCGGAAAGCGCCGCAAUAAGACGCACACUCUGUGCCGUCGCUGCGGAUCCAAGGCCUACCAUCUGCAGAAGUCUACCUGCGGCAAGUGCGGCUACCCCGCCAAGCGCAAGAGAAAGUACAACUGGAGUGCGAAGGCCAAGAGACGCAACACCACCGGCACCGGCAGGAUGCGGCACUUGAAGGUUGUCUUCCGCAGAUUCAAAAAUGGUUUCCGUGAAGGCACGACACCCAAACCCAAGAGGGCCGCAGUUGCCGCUUCCAGCUCUUCUUAAGGACAGAAACUUGUUAAAAUAAAUGUUGCUAAAAAA
Molecule: messenger RNA, 398 nt
Organism: Bufo bufo (common toad)
Lineage: Eukaryota; Metazoa; Chordata; Amphibia; Anura; Bufonidae
Gene: RPL37
Product: ribosomal protein L37
Exons: 4
Coding region: 69-362 (97 amino acids)
Biological process (GO): translation
Cellular component (GO): ribosome; cytosolic large ribosomal subunit
Molecular function (GO): structural constituent of ribosome; RNA binding
Source: RefSeq, a predicted model, not a curated record